Molecule: messenger RNA, 1149 nt
Organism: Xenopus laevis (African clawed frog)
Lineage: Eukaryota; Metazoa; Chordata; Amphibia; Anura; Pipidae
Gene: ypel5.L
Product: yippee like 5 L homeolog
Exons: 3
Coding region: 166-531 (121 amino acids)
Molecular function (GO): zinc ion binding
Source: RefSeq, a predicted model, not a curated record
GGGAGGGGCAUAGUAAAGUUGAUGAGUGUAAGAAUAGGGGACAGGAGCAGGGCCGGACAGAGAGAAGGUGAUGAGACAAUAGAGAAGAGACACGUCCUGGCCAGAUGGGCACAGAACCCAAAGGCUGGCCCUUAAGCGGUGAAAUAAUAAGUAUAAAAGGAAAGGAUGGGCCGAAUCUUCCUGGAUCACAUCGGGGGCACCCGCCUGUUCUCCUGCGCCAACUGUGAUACGAUUCUGACCAACCGCUCGGAGCUGAUCUCCACCCGCUUUACAGGGGCCACAGGGAGAGCAUUUCUGUUCAACAAGGUGGUCAACCUCCAAUACAGCGAAGUCCAGGACCGGGUCAUGCUCACCGGGCGUCACAUGGUCCGAGACGUCAGCUGUAAGAACUGCAACAGUAAACUGGGCUGGAUCUAUGAGUUUGCAACGGAGGACAGUCAGCGCUACAAGGAAGGUCGGGUGAUCCUGGAGAGGGCGCUGGUACGUGAGAGCGAAGGCUUCGAAGAGCAUGUGCCAUCCGACAACUCCUGAAACACCCCUCUGCUCUCAAUGGAACGAUCCAGCUCCAACCCAUCCUCUAUACAUACAUACACUGUUACCUUAGCCUCAGAGAUGCCUCCUGCCCUAGCAGAAAAAUCUGAAAGGGAUCACUUUGUUUCAAUUUCCUUCCCCCUCCCCCAUUUGAAAAUAGUAAAAUCUGCCUUUUUAUGUGUCGACCACUUCAUUUAAAGGGGAAGUAAAGAUGGUGUUUUUUUUCCCCAUAGUCUUUUUUUUUUUUUUUUUGCAGCAUUUUCCUUUGUAGAAGUGACUUCCCCCCUCUCCCAUGAUUUCUCUAGCCAAUCUCUGUACAGAUGCCCUAAAGGUUCAGUGUCGGACCGGCUUGCGUUGGCCCAGAUUUCAUUUACUUGCCGCGGGGGUUUAGUCGGGCGUCAGAUCAUUUUUGUGUUUCCAUUUUUUUUCUGACCCAAAGAUACCACCGCAUUGAGAUCUCGUCAUGUUUAUAGUGUGUUGCAGGUGAUGUGGAUUAAACACAACAAAAAAAGUAAAUAAAUAAAUGAAAAAAUAUAUAUAUUUUGAAAUGCAAGAAAAGUAUUUUAUGUAAAGGAUCUAGUGCAUAACAUUAGUACAAUAAAGGAAUAAGUUCAGCUA